AUGGCUAUAGACGAGACAAUAAUCGACGCAUUACAGAGGAGCAAGAUCGAGUUCGCUGGCAAUGCGACGACUCUGGCCGACACUCUGUUCCUUAAAUUUAGUAUCCAGAGUCGGAUCUCUAUCGUUGUCACAGCGGCUUUCAACGUCUUUGCAUCUGCUGCCGUCGUGGCAACCGUUUUGUACGAUAGCUGGAGAAUAGCGAGCCUUAGAGUGCCUCGAAGAAAACUCGACUUUUUUACGAAAAUCCCAACCGCUCAUAUAUUCUCCAACGCAUUGGCUCUCGCUACUAUGACGCAGGGCUCGAUUUUCAUAUCGGUGCAGACCAUGAACCUCCAAGAUGUGCUCACUAAUAACUGCAGCGUCUACUCUCAAAUUACCUGGACUGGUAAAUACUUCUUCUCUGGACACGAAUUUUCGUUUCAGCUAACUUUACGAGUAGCUGCUUGGCUUGUCGGAUACACUAUCUUAAUCUUUAGUUCCGAAGCUGCGAUUAGGAGUUUCAACCCGGCCUGUUCAGCUUCACCUUGCAAAAGCUAUGCUUCAGUCAACUGGAUCCUCGUGGUUGCUUUUUCGGUCUUAACUUGGAUACCGUCAUAUCUCAGGCCUGUGACGAUGAGCAUAUGCACCGCGGACCUGACGCAGUGGGUUGAGCCUUGGUCAGAUAUUGGGACAGGAUUGGCUUCGAGUCUGAUUCUUUUCUACAUUGUCAACGCCGUAGUGUUAUUGUUCCGGCUCCGACGAACCGAAAAGCUGUGCUUUGAGCAAAGAAUUGCCACUCGCAAUCAGGCGUUCACUUUGCCAUUUUGGAUACAGGCAACGACAUCCCAUGCAACGAAUGCGGCGGCCAUGAUCAUGUCGAUUGCGAUAAAUUUGUUUGGGAUCGUGAAUGGUGUCUUAUUCCUUCUCCUGCGCGCAACUGGUCAAAACCUGAUUACCAGAUCCGCAAACCCGGUUUGGUUUAUGAAGCCCCCAAGGCGGUACACCGAUUCCACUGAGAUGGCUGUCGCACAACAAAUGAUCAUGCCAGUUGGCCUUGAGCGAAAUAACAGCAUCGUGAAGCGCGGAGAUUUCUCGAGUGGCAGGUUUGGCCAGCGCCGAGAGCCAGAGCAACCUGAUCAAGGACGACGAAGAAAUUCGAUCCCUGAAGCAGUUUUCCCUGAUGGCCGCAGUUCGAUGGAGCGCCUAACCGCCGGCAUCCAAAGUAGGGAAAGCUUCCUUUCUUUAUCUACCACUUCGAGAGAUCGAUCCUCGGGAUUGUCAUCCAUCGUACCGAUGACCGAUAUCGACGACUUUAUCCUCCUUCCACCACAACCGUAUUUCAGUCACCGGCGGCGUUCUUCAGAUAUAAGUGCUGCAACAGUUCAAAUUGGGCUAUGUCUAAGUAGUAUCCCAGUACCGCUGCCAGCACAGCAAGCACACAAUUCCUCGAAAGUCACCCAUAUCCCAGUUGACCCCCCGGAGACGUUAACAUCAGCUCGAUUCUCUGGUCCUAAAAAGACAUCAACAGGUGGUUCUAGAGCAACCCUAGAUUCGUCCCUCCCUAUCCAUCCUUUACAAGUUAACCCUCCUUCGCUGAAGUGGAGCCUUGAAGACGUUUCCGCUCCAACUUAUACCACCAACGAGAGGAGCGAUAGCACUCUCGAUCCUCCACCACUAGCCCUACAGUCGGUGCCUAAUCGUGCCUCCCAACGCCUCACCGACCUCCGCGCAUCCUACGAAACCAACUCAAGUAGGUCGAAAUUGCAAGGCGGCCUCCCCUCUAACCCCAAAUCAUCGCAGGCGGUGCCGAGGAGGGGAACGAAUGACUCUGCUUGGCCCCUACCAGAAAGGUUUUCGUUGUUACCAGACAAGACUUAUUCUCAAAUUCCGUGGAUAUGA
Molecule: messenger RNA, 1878 nt
Organism: Coccidioides posadasii C735 delta SOWgp
Lineage: Eukaryota; Fungi; Ascomycota; Eurotiomycetes; Onygenales; Onygenaceae
Source: RefSeq, a predicted model, not a curated record